AUGGUCAAGUACAAAUAUCAACCCCCCCUCACGCAUAGACAACGGGGGCCUGGGCUUAUUCUUAUAUUAUCCGAGAGCUACCCAAGCACAGCUGCGUCCGGGAGUGGGAAACAUCACUUGGACCCUCUACCUGCCCAAAAAUGGGCGGAAGAAGGAUUCUGCGUCCUAUCGGUGCCUGCCUCUAAAAACGUCGACUGGCAAUUGGCCAUGCCUAUUGUCGUCGCUGCUUUGGAACAGGCAAAAGAGUUGGAAAAGGAUAAGGCUUUCGGGUUGAUUGUUUACGAAUCGGAUUUGGUGAAUGCCGUGCUACAGCAUGUUUCUUCAGCGGAAAAGAUAUCGUGCAUUGUAGCAUACGCCAAUUCCGAUAUCAAUGCGUCAGCCGGCCGACCUCUCUUGCAACACAUUGCAAGUGGAACCGCCACGCCAAACAAGGAAAGCUCGGCGACACUCUACAGAUACGCUCUAUCCGGAUCGAGCUUUGUCCACCCGUGUUCUUCGAGUUACAAUCACACCCAAGCGACCUUGGCGCAUACCAGAACUUUAACAUUCUUGCGCACACACAUAGGAGGACCGGUGUUCGAUCUCGAGUCUAUUUGGGAGGCGCAUACACAGUUCGAGUUUGAAGGACGGGAUGUGGAUGCUACGAUGAGCACCAUGGUGGCCGAACCGUAUGUGAAUCAUAUCCCGACGCUUACGGGCGGCAUUGGACGAAAGGCCUUGACAUGGUUCUAUGCGCGGCAUUUCAUCCAUUCCAACCCGGAUUCGACAAAGAUGGAACUUGUGAGCCGGACGCUCGGGCCUGACCGAGUGGUGGACGAGUUUGUAUUUGAGUUUGUCCAUGAUAGGGUGAUGGAUUGGAUUCUUCCAGGGAUACCACCCACUGGAAAAUAUGUCAAGGUUCCUUUUGUAGCGGUGGUCGGGUUUGUUAUCUCCCUUAACUCGCUAAUAGUAGUCGAAUAUACUAGGGAUCAGGCAUCGGUGUUGGUUCAGAUUGGGCUUUUACCUGAAAAGUUAGCGUUUCCUGGGACAACUAACGAAAUCAGGCUCCCGGUCGCUGGGAUUGAGCAGGCGGAGAAGAUGGCUGAUCCAAGGUCAAAGGAGAGCAACCACUUGAUCAAAGCCGGAGCGCCUGGGCGUAUUUAA
Rhizoctonia solani is the source of this 1143-nucleotide messenger RNA. RefSeq names its product carboxymethylenebutenolidase. Bases 1 to 1143 code for a protein of 380 amino acids. The record is from RefSeq and is a predicted model, not a curated record. NCBI's taxonomy places the organism in Eukaryota, Fungi, Basidiomycota, Agaricomycetes, Cantharellales, Ceratobasidiaceae. Gene Ontology annotation, biological process: polyketide metabolic process. The transcript is spliced from 5 exons.